Parastagonospora nodorum SN15 is the source of this 609-nucleotide messenger RNA. RefSeq lists its product as hypothetical. NCBI's taxonomy places the organism in Eukaryota, Fungi, Ascomycota, Dothideomycetes, Pleosporales, Phaeosphaeriaceae. The coding region runs from base 1 to 609 and encodes 202 amino acids. Gene Ontology annotation, biological process: purine nucleoside catabolic process. Gene Ontology annotation, cellular component: cytosol. The record is from RefSeq and is a predicted model, not a curated record. Gene Ontology annotation, molecular function: purine nucleosidase activity. The transcript is spliced from 3 exons.
AUGGUAGCAGACUUCUUCCAAGAGACAUGGAAGUCUCUCUUCUUGCCAACACCAGAGAACCUAUCAGCCGAAGAAGCCGCUGCUUUGGAAGCUGUCAAAGAAAAGCACAAGCUUUUCGUACCAUCCCUGAAGCCUGCACAUGAAGUUAUGCUGCAGAUCUUGGCAGAGAAUGAACCAGAUACUGUCACCAUCGUUGCUGUCGGGCCACUCACGAACCUUGCUAUCGCUGCUGCAAAGGACCCCGAGACCUUCUUGAGGGUCAAAGAAGUCGUCGUCAUGGGCGGUGCGGUCGAAGCACCUGGAAACUCCCACACUACCAGCCCGCCCGUCGCUGGCUCCCCACUAGCAGAAUGGGCCACGCUCUUCCUCAACGCCACAUUCGAGAAGAACCUCUCGCUCAACCCGCAGCAAGAUCGUAGCAAUAUGGGUCUGCAGCUUCACGACCCGCUGACAGUGUGGUACGCGAGUUGCGCGGCGCACGAAGGGUGGGAGUUCAAGACGGAGGAUUUGAGGGUUGAGACUAGUGGGCAGUGGACGAGGGGAUGUAAGUUUUUUUUUCUCCCUUGGUGUGAAGAUGAUGGUGCUGGAUGUGAACUAAUGAUGAUAUGA